Molecule: messenger RNA, 4188 nt
Organism: Malassezia sympodialis ATCC 42132
Lineage: Eukaryota; Fungi; Basidiomycota; Malasseziomycetes; Malasseziales; Malasseziaceae
Gene: POL1
Exons: 2
Coding region: 1-4188 (1395 amino acids)
Biological process (GO): mitotic DNA replication initiation; DNA replication; leading strand elongation
Cellular component (GO): alpha DNA polymerase:primase complex
Molecular function (GO): single-stranded DNA binding; chromatin binding; DNA replication origin binding
Source: RefSeq, a predicted model, not a curated record
AUGGCCUCGCGCGCAAAGAGGCUCGAGGCGCUCGCGGCGCUGAAGGCGUCGCGGAGCGGUGGUCCGCGAGUGCACCCCCAGGCCGAAGAGGACGACAGGAUCUACGAUGAAGUGUCGGCGGAGGUGUACCAGUCGAUUGUGCGGGGGCGCAUGAUGGAGGACGACUUUAUCGAGGACGACGAUGGGAGCGGGUACGUGGACCACGGCCAGGAUGAGUGGGAGAAUGGCCCGCAGAGCGAGUCCGAGUCGGAGGACGAGCACGAGUACUAUGAGCGCACCGGUCGCCGCAAGCCGAAGAAGGGCGCUAGGCGCCAGGCGCAGCGCGCCGCGCCGACCGACUAUAUGGGCCGCACGCGCCCCUCGGAGCGAGCUGCCGAUGCGCCUGCGCGCCGCGUGCCCGCGGCAGCGGCGGCGCCCUCCAAAGAUGCCGAGGAGGCGUUCAUGUCGCAGCUCUUUGGGGGUCUGGCGCCCAUGAGCACGCCGGCGCGGCCGAUGGCGUCGCUCGCGCUCGACGAUAGCCAAGACUCGCCCUCGCUGACCAUGGCCCGCAAGCGCAAGCAGACGCACACGCCCUCGGCGAUGCCGGCGCUCGUGCCCGACCUCAGCUCGUCCGCCGAGCCGAGCAGCGACCCGCUGGAGCUAUCGUGGAGUCCGGAAGCCUCGGCCAAGAAGCAGAAGAGCGACGAUGCGGAGCCGAUGGACGACGCCGACGACGACUUUGCGCAUGUCUCGGUCGGCGCGAAGCGGGCCACCAAGCUGGUCAGCACCGGUGCGAGCCAGCCCGCCAUCGCGCCGGCGCCGGCGCCGGCCAAGGCGGUGCCGGCUGGGGCGGAGGCCCCCGCAGCCGAGAGUCCCUCGGUCCUGCCGUCGUGGCGGCGUGUGCACGAGAGCCUCGCGGCCGUGGCGGCGCCCGAGACGUCGGCGCCGACGGCGGCCACGUCGACGCAGAUUUACGAAGCGGACCGCUCCGUGUCCUUCUACUGGCUGGACUAUGCAGACGUGCACGGCAAGAUCUACCUCUUUGGCAAGGUGCUGGACCAGGCGAGCCAGCGUGUGGCCAUCGAUGGUAUAGAGCGGUGUGUCUUUUUGCAGCCGCGCACGCGCACGCUUGUCCAUGGGCACGAGACGGACAUGGUGCCGAGCGAGGACGACGUGUUUGAGGAGUUUGAUGCGCUGCGCUCGCGGCACGGCAUCUCGGCGUGGCUCGGCAAGUGGGUCACGCGGCGGUACGCGUUCGAGCUGCCGGACGUGCCGGCAGAGGGGCGCUACCUCAAGAUCAAGUAUGGCUUUGACGAGCCGGCGCUGCCCACGGACGUCAGCGGCGCGACGUUUGUGCGGGCGUUUGGUACGCAGACGUCCGCGUUUGAGCUAUUCGUUGUGAAGCGGCGCAUUAUGGGCCCGUGCUGGCUGAAGCUCGACCAGGUGAGUGUGCCGAGCGGCCCGCCGCAGACGUGGUGCAAGCUGGAGCUCGCCGUCGACGACCCGAAGUGUGUGUCGCCGUACUCGGACGCGGAUGCCAACGCGCCCAAGGAGCCGCCGCCGCUGACGGUGAUGAGUCUCGCGCUGCGGUCCGUCGUCAACUUUAAGGAGAACAAGCGCGAGAUCGUCGCAGCGAGUGCGCGUGUGUGGCCCGACAUGGCGCUGGAGAGCGCGACGCCGGUGGAGCAGCUGCCGUCGAGCUCGUUCACGGCGGUGCGCCCGCUGGGCCCCUCGUUCCCACCGCGCUUCGAGGCGGAGGUUGCGCAGAGCUCGACGCCCGUCAAGGCGUUCAAGUACGAGCGCAUGGUGCUGAACAGCCUGCUCGCACAGAUCCAGCGGCACGACGUGGAUGUGCUGGUGAGCCACGACUUUGUCGGGUCGACGCUAGAUGUGCUGCUGCACCGGCUGCGCGACCUCAAGUGCGAGCAGGCGACGCGGCUUGGGCGUCUGCGCCACGAGGGCACGCGCCCGACAAAGUACUCGCAGGCCAUGCGCCUGCUCGCGGGGCGCCUCGUGGCUGACCUGUCGAGCGAUAUGGCCAAGGGCAUGAUUUCCUCGACGACGUGGUCGCUGAGCGAGAUGUGCCGCACGCACCUGCAGGUGCAGCGCGAGGACAUGGACCCGGAGGACGUGCCGUCGUACUUUGACAGCACGGCGCCGACGCCGGCGCGUCUGCUCACAUUUGUGCGGCACCUGGAGGUCGAUUCGUUCUUCCAGAUGGCGCUGGCGAGCAAGGUGCAGCUGCUCGCGCUGACGAAGCAGCUGACGAAUCUCGCGGGCCACGCGUGGUCGCGCACGCUGAACGGUGGGCGUGCGGAGCGCAACGAGUACAUUCUGCUGCACGAGUUCCACAAGAAAAAGUACCUGUGCCCGGACAAGCCGCUGGCAUGGGAGAAGAAGAAGGACGACGCGGGCAAGAAGGAGACGUUCAAGGGUGGGCUCGUCCUGGAUCCGAAGCGUGGGCUGUGGGACAAGUAUGUGCUGGUCAUGGACUUCAACUCGCUGUACCCCAGCAUCAUCCAAGAGUUCAACAUCGACUUUACCACGGUCGAGCGGCACGGCGGCGACGAUGUGCCGGACGUGCCGUCGUCAGACGUGGCGCAGGGCGUGCUGCCGCACCUGAUUGCCACGCUCGUGAACCGGCGACGGCAGGUCAAGGCGCUGCUCAAGGACAAGAAUGCGCCGACGCUCAAGCGCGUGCAGUGGGACAUUAAGCAGCGCGCGCUCAAGCUGACGGCGAACAGCAUGUACGGGUGCCUCGGCUUUGAGCACUCGCGCUUCUAUGCGCGGCCGCUUGCCGCGCUCACCACGUUCAAGGGACGUGAGAUCCUGUCUAUGACGUGCGAGCUCGCGGAGAGCAUGGAACUCGAUGUCAUUUACGGAGACACAGACAGUGUCAUGAUCAACACGCGGUGCAUCGACUACCAGGCAGCGCUGCGUAUCGGCCACGCGUUCCGCCGCGCCGUGAACGAGCGCUACCGCCUGCUCGAGAUUGACAUCGAUGGCGUGUUCCAGCGCAUGCUGCUCCUGCAGAAGAAGAAGUACGCCGCCCUGCUCGUCAACGACGCCGGGGAGACGCACACAGAAAUCAAGGGCCUCGACAUGAAGCGCCGCGAGUACUGCCAGCUCAACAAGCAGGUGUCCACGUACGUGCUGGAGCAGAUCCUCUCGGGCGAGGCGACGGAAACGGUUGUCGAGCGCAUCCACACGUACCUGCAGGGCGUCGCGGACGACGUGCGGGAGGGCCGUGUGCCGCUGGACGACUAUGUCAUCUUCAAGCGGCUCGGUAAGCGCCCGCAGGACUACCCCGAUGCGCAGCACCAGCCGCAUGUGCAGGUCGCCCUGCGCAUGCUCGCGAAGAACGAGCCGGUGCGCAGUGGCGACGUGAUUCCCUACGUGUUUUGCGUCGGCGCCGACGAGAAGAGCGCGCAGGCGCAGCGUGCAUUCCACCCCGACGAGGUGCGCCGCCACGCCGGCGACCCCGCGUACAAGAUCGAUGUGCACCACUACCUGUCGCUGCAGCUACUCCCCUCCAUCGAGCGUCUCGCGGACUGCAUCGAGGGCACGGACCGCAUGCGCCUCGCCGAGUGCCUCGGGCUCGACGUGCAUACCUACACGCACGACCCAGUCGACCAGCGCUUUGCGCCGCUGGACAGCCAGGUGCCGAGCGUCGUGCGCUACGCGCACUGCGAACCAUUCACGGUGCGCUGCCGCGCGUGCCGCCACGCCACGCCCCUCCAGCCGCCCUCGCGCACACGCGCCGAUGCGCCAUGGCUCGCGUGCGAGGCGUGCCGCGCCCCUUUUCCACGCGCCACGCUCGUCGUGCAGCUCGAGCUGGCGAUCCGCGCGCACGUGGCGCGCUACUACGAGGGACAGACCACCUGCACCGAGCCGGCGUGCCGCGCUGUCACACGUCAAGCUGGUGUGUACAGCGGGCGGUGCGUCGUCCCCAGCUGCCGUGGCCAGGUUCAGCGCAUGUACUCGGACAAGACGCUGUACACGCAGCUGUGCUACUAUGCGUACCUGUUUGAUGCCGCGCAGGCUCUCGAAGAGGUCAGUGAGACGAGCCAGCGCCACGCGCUGCGCGAUCGUCUCGAGACGCACAAGGCCGACAUGGAGGUGCUGCGCGCGACGGUCGAUGCGUUCCUCGCGCGCAAUGGUCGUCGCUACGUGGGCCUAGGGAAGCUCUUUUCGUUCCUGCGGGUGUGA